Messenger RNA from Filobasidium floriforme, 948 nucleotides. Its product is annotated as Snf7-domain-containing protein. Bases 89 to 748 code for a protein of 219 amino acids. Gene Ontology annotation, biological process: late endosome to vacuole transport via multivesicular body sorting pathway; vesicle budding from membrane. Lineage: Eukaryota; Fungi; Basidiomycota; Tremellomycetes; Filobasidiales; Filobasidiaceae. The record is from RefSeq and is a predicted model, not a curated record. Gene Ontology annotation, cellular component: cytoplasmic side of plasma membrane; multivesicular body; ESCRT III complex. The transcript has 5 exons.
CCUUUGCUAUUGACAACUCGCUUUACAUCUUGAUCGCCCUCGAUUCCAUCACUCCAUUAUCAAUAGUGAAGUGAAUUGAAAUCUUGCCAUGUCCUUCCUCUUCAAUUGGCUAUGGGGAGCGACCCCUGACCCAAGAGAGUCUGCUCGGAACUCUAUCGUUGCCCUUCGCGAGCAGCUUUUGGUUCUGGACAAGAGGGAGGAGCAUCUGCAGCGAAAGAUUGAUGAAGAGUUGGCUAAAGCCAAAGCUAACGUCUCUACGAACAAAGCUCUCGCUUCUUCCGCACUACGACAGAAGAAGGCUUACGAGACCGAGUUGGAAAGGAUCUUCAACACUCGACUGACUUUAUCAGCUCAGGUGGACAGCCUGGAGACUGCCAACUUGAAUGCGGAGACGAUGAAGACGAUGAAGCAAGCGUCAGAUGCUAUGAAAGGGAUUCAUGGGAAACUCAACAUCCAAGAUGUCGACGCACAGAUGGAUUCCAUCCGGGAACAGAUGGAAGUCUCGAACCAGAUCAGCGAGGCUAUCAGCUCGCCACACAACUUGGGAAUCGAUAUCGACGAGGACGAGCUCAAGGACGAGCUGGCAGAGCUGGAAGAUCAGCAACUGCAGGAAAGACUGGCUGGCGCCGAAAGAGUCCCGGUGCAUUCCCCUGUGUCGAACCGGGUCGCUGCCCCUCGACAGCGUGUUUCGGAGGAACAAGACGAGGAGGCCAUGCUCCGUCAGCUUCAGGCCGAGAUGGCUUCCUGAGUCAUCUAAGACCCCGCACAUUCCUUUCUCUCGCCCUGUCACAACCACCUGCCAUGCGAUCUCACUCGAGGUCGGAUAGCGACGCCCUUUUGGGAUAUCUGUACUUUUACCGUUUCGUUGCUCACUCGUUGUAACAAUCCGCUCACGAACGGCCGUAUCUCUCAUAUGUAUACAUACCGAUGUUCAUCGCAUAAGCAUGA